UGGGAGACUUGCAUUGAAAACAGAAAUGCAAGCAAAGUCACCUGCUCGAAGUUCAGAAGUUGCGAUCUGUUGCUGGUUGGGGAAUCUGCCAAGGACGAUUGAACACGGCGUUGUUCAGUAGCCUUGCUUGUGUGCUUGGAAUGCUCUGGCGGCCGACGUCUUCUCCUCGCUUGCACCGGACUUAAACCCAAUUGCCUCACCAUUGAAUUGCUACAAUGGAGCAGUUCGCAGAACAUGAGCAGAGGGCCUUCGACGCACAGGUCGCAGAGGUCGAGAGUUGGUGGCGCAGUGACCGAUUCAGACUUGUGAAGCGGCCAUACACUGCAGCUCAGGUUGUUGCUUUGAGAGGCCAUCUCCGGACAUCAUAUGCAUCAGACGUCCAGGCAAAGAAGCUUUGGCAGAUCCUGAAGCAUAGACAAGCUACAAGGACAUGCUCAAGGACAUUUGGGGCCCUGGAUCCAGUCCAGGUUGCUCAGAUGGGGCAGCAGGGGAUCGACACUGUGUAUGUCUCAGGCUGGCAGUGCAGCUCUACUGCUAGCUCCUCCAACGAGCCUGGUCCCGACUUGGCAGACUAUCCAUCUGACACCGUUCCCAACAAGGUGGAGCAGCUGUUCUUUGCUCAGCAGUUCCAUGACAGGAAACAACAUGAGGCUCGGUUCCAGAUGACCAAGGAGCAGCGCGCUCAGACGCCUUAUGUUGACUUCCUCAACCCCAUUAUCGCCGAUGCCGACACUGGCUUUGGUGGCAUUGGAGCUGUCACAAAGCUGGCCAAGAUGUUUGUGGAGCGUGGUGCUGCUGGCAUCCACAUUGAAGAUCAGAGCACAGCUACAAAGAAGUGCGGCCAUCUCGCUGGCAAGGUGCUUGUCUCUACCUCGGAGCAUGUCAACCGCCUCAAUGCCAUCCGCCUGCAGUAUGACAUCAUGGGCGUCGAGAAUAUCAUCAUCGCUCGGACUGACGCCGAGGCGGCCAAUCUCAUCACGACGAACAUUGAUGUUCGUGAUCAUCCCUUCAUCUUGGGUGUCACGAACCCGAAGCUCCGCGGCCACUCAGUUGUGCAGGCUCUUGAUGACGCCGAAGCCUCUGGCAAGGUUGGGGCUGCCCUCCAGGCCGUCGACGAUGCAUGGAUGCAAUCUGCUCAGCUGAAGACGUACGGCGAAACCGUGGCUGACGCGCUCAGGGCUUCUAACAUGCCCGAGGGCGAGAAGGCGCGCAAGCUGGAUAGAUGGCUGUCCCAGUCAGAUAAGCUGUCCGUCUUCGACGCGCGCGUGCUGGCGAAUGAGCUGGGCGUGGAGGUCUUCUGGGACUGGAAUCUGCCCCGUACUCGCGAAGGCUUCUACCGGUUCCGUGGGAGCACCAAGGCGUGCAUCGCUCGUGGCGUUGCUUUCCAGCCGUACUGCGACAUCAUCUGGAUGGAGACCGCCAAGCCGAUUCUCAAGCAGGCCACGGAGUUCGCGCGCGGCGUCAAGAGCGUCUACCCCGAGGCCAUGCUGGCGUACAACUGCUCGCCGUCCUUCAACUGGGACGCCGCCGGCAUGACGGACGACCAGAUUCUGCACUUCAACGAUGAGCUCGCCAAGGAGGGCUUCGUAUGGCAGUUCAUCACUCUGGCGGGCUUCCACGCGAACGCUCUGGCCAUUGACAACUUCGCAAAGGACUACGCCAAGCGGGGCAUGCUCGCUUACGUGGAGGACAUCCAGCGGCCCGAGCGGGAGAACAAGGUGUCGACGCUGCAACAUCAGAAGUGGUCCGGGGCCAACUACGUGGACUCGCUGAUGAAGACGGUGACGGGCGGGAUUGCCUCGACCGCAGCCAUGGGCAAGGGUGUUACGGAGGACCAGUUUGCUCAAGGCCCAGUGAAGUCCGGGGGCAUCCAGGUUAUGAUGACCCACUCGAGGAUGUAAUCAGGUGCUCCGCAUUUUCUGGUCUCAAAUAUAUGAUGGUACGUAAGCAGGCCAAUCUGCCGGUUAACAUAAGUUUGUUUAGUCUAGUGAGCAAAGCGGGCACUUCAAGCGGAUAGAUCAUUGAAUGUGUAGGUUUGUUAGUCCUGUGUUUACAUUGCUAAAUUGAUCAGAAUACUGGUAUAUACCAUACGAUCAUAUAGCUAGGCGCUGGGGGUUUCAGGCCUUCUCAGUCGGUACUUAUCCAAGUGUACGAAAACAAUUACUGAUUGUGCUCAGGGAAGAGAAUAACCUGCAAGCGAACUUGACGUUGACGGGUAUAGCUGGAUAAUUACCGGCUCUGCAACAUUCAUGCGAUUUCGCGUAGUAACCAAAAGUCAACUAGGAUUUGGCUCAGGGUUGAACGUUUGAUUGUCAACUCGCAUAAGAAAACCACAAACAAGCGCCGUAUGGCCUCAAGUUCUGCCUCAGUUCAUUCUUGUUUGAUUGUGCUACUGCAAACAAAACGACUGAGAUCGGGAUGAUUUUAGAAAGACUGAUCAAGGCCACGCGGUCGGGGAACUGGAUCAC
Molecule: messenger RNA, 2468 nt
Organism: Klebsormidium nitens
Lineage: Eukaryota; Viridiplantae; Streptophyta; Klebsormidiophyceae; Klebsormidiales; Klebsormidiaceae
Source: the annotation of a GenBank genome assembly